Molecule: messenger RNA, 778 nt
Organism: Larimichthys crocea (large yellow croaker)
Lineage: Eukaryota; Metazoa; Chordata; Actinopteri; Sciaenidae
Product: holotricin-3-like
Exons: 4
Coding region: 116-529 (137 amino acids)
Source: RefSeq, a predicted model, not a curated record
AGGAAGUUCUGCCCCCAGAUGAUGUGAAGCACAUAAAAAGCAUCAGCAGGUGACGGCUGCAUCUGUGGAUCUGCUCUCCAGCUCACAGAUCUGUAGUUUCAUCUGAAGUUUAAAAAUGUACGGAAACAACCAAGGGAACCAGUACCCACCUGGUUACCCUAACCAUCCUCAGCAGAUGCCAGGGGGAUACCCUCCAGGCACCGUCCGACCACCACACUACCCUAACCAGCCCCACGGUCAACCCGGAGGCUACCCCGGACAUGGACCAGGACCUGGUUACGGUCCAGGACCUGGUUUCGGUCCAGGACCUGGUUUCGGUCCAGGACCUGGUUUUGGCCCAGGGCCUGGACAAUGCCAUGGACAGGGUCAUGGUCAGGGUCAUGGACAGGGCCAUGGACAUGGACAUGGACAUGGACACGGACACAAGAAGCACAAGCACAAGAAUGGUCACAAGCAUGGCAAAUGCCACAAAAAAGGGAAGGACUGUCACGGGUCCUCCAGCAGCUCCUGCAGCAGCGACUCUGACUAGAUGAAGACUCCUCGAGACAACUUGGUAACAGGAAAGCUUCAUCCUCCAACCGUAUUGUUGUUAUUAUAAUCAGUAUGUCACUGCCAAACUUCAACAUAUAAUCUUAAAAAGUGUAUUUGUAUCAACAAUGCUUGAUGUUUGAUUCGGAUCAGCCACUUUUCUUAACAUUUCAAAACUUUGGUGUACAGUAGGAGACAUUAUUGUAUCCAUCAUUGUGCUUGUGAGCAAAAAUUAAAGUGCUUUGGUAAA